This is a messenger RNA of Scatophagus argus, 1832 nucleotides long. It is a transcript of the gene dusp1, whose product is annotated as dual specificity phosphatase 1. Gene Ontology annotation, biological process: protein dephosphorylation; negative regulation of p38MAPK cascade; endoderm formation. Bases 284 to 1414 code for a protein of 376 amino acids. The record is from RefSeq and is a predicted model, not a curated record. The transcript is spliced from 4 exons. NCBI's taxonomy places the organism in Eukaryota, Metazoa, Chordata, Actinopteri, Scatophagidae. Gene Ontology annotation, cellular component: nucleus; cytoplasm. Gene Ontology annotation, molecular function: MAP kinase tyrosine/serine/threonine phosphatase activity; protein tyrosine/threonine phosphatase activity.
UCGGAACUCCCACAGGCAGAAGCUACUCACUGCAAACUUGACGGAAUUCAAGUUUGAAAGAAAGAACUGUAAAUACCGGAUACACUCAAGACGAGGAAAGGACCAACUUAGAUAGUCUUAAAACUUUUUUUCUUAUUGUUGGGUGCGUGUUUUUCCUCUCUUUAACCAAGCUAACCGGAACAAAGGACUCGCCGCUUCAGAGAUUAACGUUACUUGACAACUUUUUCGGAAAGCCUUCUUUUCACAACAGUCUAAUUUUCUGCUUUCCUGCCGUACGAGCUUUAUGUAUUUGGAUUUAGUAUUUCUGUCGCGCCGUCCUACUAUGGUCAUAAUGGAGGUUCCCACCAUCGACUGCGCGUCUCUCCGUGGUUUGUUGGAGGACGACGUCCAGGGCUGCCUCGUGCUGGACUGCCGCUCCUUCCUGUCGUUCAACUCGUCCCACAUAUCGGGCUCCACCAACGUGCGCUUCAGCACCAUAGUGCGCAGAAGAGCCAGGGGUGGUCUAGGACUUGAGCACAUCGUCCCCAACGAGGACACCAGGAACCGGCUCCUGUCCGGGGAGUACCAGUCUGUGGUGCUCCUUGACGACCGCAGUUUGGACUUGAGCCAGGCGAAGAAAGAUGGGACGUUGAUGCUUGCUGUUACGGCCCUUUGUCGCGUCCCCUGUGGAGCUGGGGUUUUUAUUCUCAAAGGUGGUUUUGACACGUUUUCCACAGAGUAUCCAGAAAUGUGUACUAAACCCUCACCUCCACAGGGGCUCAGUUUGCCCCUGAGCUCCAGCCGUCCUGAGAGCGCAGACCCAAGCUGUAGUCCAUGCAAUACUCCUUUAUAUGACCAGGGGGGUCCUGUGGAGAUCUUGCCUUUCCUGUACCUUGGCAGUGCUUAUCAUGCCUCAAGAAAAGACAUGCUGGACAUGCUAGGGAUCACUGCUCUAAUCAAUGUGUCUGCCAACUGCCCCAACCACUUUGAAGACUCCUUCCUCUACAAGAGCAUCCCUGUUGAGGACAACCACAAAGCCGAUAUCAGCUCCUGGUUCAACGAGGCAAAUGAAUUUAUUGACUCGGUGAGGAACACAGGAGGCCGAGUGUUUGUGCACUGUCAAGCAGGAAUCUCCCGCUCCGCCACCAUUUGCCUUGCCUACCUCAUGCGGACCAACCGAGUGAAGCUGGACGAAGCCUUUGAGUUUGUCAAGCAGCGCCGCAGCAUCAUUUCCCCCAACUUCAGCUUCAUGGGACAGCUCCUCCAGUUUGAGUCCCAGGUCCUGGCUUCGUCUACAUGCUCCUCAGAGGCAGGCAGUCCAGCCAUUGGCAACAGCAGCACAGUCUUCAAUUUCCCCGUCUCCAUCCCUGUACACGCCUCAGCUGGUCAGCUCUCAUUCCUCCACAGUCCCAUCACCACCUCUCCCAGCUGCUGAGGAAGGUGUAGGGAACGCAGACUUUGCUUAGACUCGAACUGCCACUCAUGAGUGACUCUGUAAAGAGCACAAUUAUACACGAUCCUGUAUUUUAUGGUGAUACUGGUAUCACUGGACAGAAUGGGAGCUGAUGUGUUUGGAGUUUAUAGGACUCUGUUGGCCAAAUCUCUCGUUAAGUUGGCCUCAUCAUUUCAAAGGGAGAUGACUGAUAACUACCAUCAGGCAGUAUUCUUGUUUAACCUCCUAAAUGUGAAAGUCGUCUGCAGUUUUAAUUAUAGAUGGCUUGGGAAAUGACAGAAAGAGGUAGUUAUUCCUGUAGAGGAAGUCAGAAGUAUCUGAAUAAUCUUUAUUCAAAGAACUGAUUUUUUUUUUUUUUUUUUUGAAAGCAGCUGCUUUUGAUAAUCAUGGCAAUUUUUAA